CACCAGCUGAAUAUCCCCUCUGAAUGGACCCUACAGUCACCUGCCUGUCAUUUGCACUUGGACUCUGCAGGAUCCAGACCUAAGGCAUGGAGUAAAAACUUAGCACAAACAAAUCCUGAUUGAGAAAUAACCUGCUCUGCAUUUGGAAAACUCUGAGAAGAGAAAAGUCUCUGGGGAAGAGGAGCCUUCUUCUGUAGCCAUGAUUGGUGAACAAUGCCAGGUUCCCAAAGUAACAGAAGCCGGAGAUUUAACCAGUCCUUCUAAGGGAAGUGACAAACUGAGCAUGAAGGUCAAUGUGGAAUAUACCGAGCAGACUGAUAACAGCAGAGAAAUGGACUCUUCUAUCCUUUGUGUGGAGAAUUGUAACAUGAAUAGAGAUGAGAAUGAAAACUUCCCAUUUUGCAACGGACACUCUGAGAGUUUUGAGCAAUACUCCGAAAGCGUGGGAUCUUUCGAAUCCGACCAGACCGUUGAUAAGUGUGACACUUCGGGGUUAAGCCAACCAUUCAACGAAUGUUUUCAGCACUGUGAGUGUUUUAAACCUUGCAAGUCCUCUGAGCACUGUGCUAAUCAUAGCUUAGCUUCUGAAUGUAGUCCUUGCUGUGAACAUUGUGCAGAACACCUCCAGUUAUGUCAGCAAUGCAAGCCCUCUGAUCAACAGUUUGAGUCUUUUGACUCUGAGCCAGAUCCUUCGGCUUUAAACUGUGAUAGUUUUGAGCAGUUUGAAAUGUCUGAUUUGGAACCUGAAUGUCCAGAAGACUUCGAGUUACUGCAACAGUACGAGUUAUCCGAUCAGCAGUACGAGUGCUCUGACUCUGAGGCGGACACAUCAACGGAGGACUCUGAGCAAUGUGAAUCAACCAACAUCUCUGACUCAGUGGACUCAUUGGACUGUAGCACUGAUCUUUUUGAAUGUGACGACACUCAGAAUCAAAAUGAUUGCAAUGAAAAUAAUAAUGGUGAUUACGUAGAGAGCUAUCCAACUGAACAAGAGGACGAGCAAAAUGAAACACAGCAUAUCGAUGAAGAGUCCGGCGUUUAUUUUGAUGACGAUGAAGAGGGUACCUUUGAGGAUGAAUGCACUGAAGACAUCCCUACAGAUCCAAAUGAAAUGGCUGAAACUGAGUACCCCGAAACAAGCCCAGAGUAUGAUCCAGCUGAACAAUGUGCGACUUCAGAGCAGUGCGACUCUAAGUCCUCAGAGUUCUGCGGUGAGGAAGAUGGCUCCUCAGAUUGCUCUUCUGUUGAAACCAAAUCUUUUAAUACUUGUCCUGAGUGCUGUAUUCCUUCAGAUGGCUGCUCCAACUCAUCAGGGGAAUCUGAAAAAGGAGCUCAGGAGGAUUCAGGUGAUGAGCAGAUGCAGUGGGAAUCUUUCGAAGAUGAUGAAUACGUAGAGAAAAGCAAUAUUAACGAAAGCAACGAGGACAAAAAGAAAACAUCCGCUGUUCAUAUGGUUAUUGACGAUUACUUCGAUCUGUUUGACAAAGGGGACAAUUAUGGACACGCUUUCACACAAAAGCAACAUUACAUCUCCUGCUUUGACGGGGGAGAUAUCCAUGACCGCUUAUUUCUUGAAACAGUUCAAUCUGAGGCAAAGAGACUUGCUAAAAAUGAACACGGAUAUAAAGAAGACAAUGAAGAAAUUCACAUAAACAAUACAGUUACAUGUUUUGAUGUUCCUGAAGAAGCAUGUGAAGAAACUCAUGAGGAAGACGAAGGUCCAUCAGAUGAUAACUCAGUUGGAUCGUGUGAGUCAGAGAAACAACUUGAGGACUGGAUUGAAGAACCGGAAUCAGAAUUAGAGGCCAAUUUGACUUAUGUAGAAAAAAGAAGUGAGGAAGCAGAGGGAGAUGAGGAAGCUUUGUGUGAAGAAUCUUUGGGUGAAGAAGCUUGUGCGUUUGAAGGCCGUGUUUCUGAAAACUCAAACGAAGAGGAAUCUGAGGGUGAGAGUAUGUGUGCUCCGUGUGCAGAUGACAUUUCUGUUGAAGGCGAUGCUUAUGAAGAUCAAAAUUCAGAAUCGUCUGACCUGUCUGCCAUUGAUCACUUGCCAUUAACUGUAGCUGAAAACCAAGAGGAUGAGAAAGACGAGAUUGAGCCCGAGGGCAAAGUAUUUAUUGAAUGUUCAGAAAUGGAGCCAUAUUGGUCACUUGUAGAUCAUGAGGAGGAUGAAGAGAUUUACAAGCCAGGUGUUGAGGACUACUAUCUUUAUCAGAUUGAAAGCAUUCAGUCGUGUGUAAAACAGUCCAAGAACGGGUUAAUUAUCUAUGAAAAAUCUAAAAGGGAUCCUGAAUUAGUGAGUUUAGCGUAUUACUCUGUAGUAGAUAGAACGACUGGUGAAGAGGAAUCAGAAGAAGAACCUGAAUUCAGAGACAUAAAGCUUCCUUCAGGUAUUAUUCACAGUGUUGCAAAACACGAGGAAAGGGAUGCACAGGUGCAGGUCAGAAGGACUGAGGAAGACAAGGCCUCCGAACAAAACGAGGAUUCAGAAGAGGAGCAGAGCGACGAUGAAUCCUGUGAGGCCUGUGAAUGCGAGUACUGCAUUCCACCAACAGAGCAGGUUCCAGCAAAACCGCUGCUCCCACGGGUGAAAUCCAAUGACGCAGGGAAGAUCUGUGUGGUGAUUGAUUUGGAUGAAACACUAGUGCAUAGUUCAUUUAAGCCAGUGAACAACGCUGAUUUUAUCAUUCCAGUGGAAAUUGAUGGAACAGUUCACCAGGUUUACGUGUUAAAGAGACCCCACGUCGACGAAUUCCUCAAGAGGAUGGGAGAAAUGUUCGAGUGUGUUCUGUUCACUGCAAGCUUAUCGAAGUAUGCAGAUCCUGUGUCAGACCUGUUGGACAAAUGGGGGGCCUUCCAGAGUCGCCUCUUCAGGGAGUCGUGUGUUUUCCACAAAGGGAACUACGUCAAAGACCUGAGCCGCUUAGGAAGGGAUCUCAACAAGGUCAUCAUCAUUGACAACUCCCCGGCCUCCUACAUCUUCCAUCCAGACAAUGCAGUUCCUGUUGCGUCCUGGUUUGACGACAUGUCGGACACCGAGCUCCUCGAUCUUAUCCCCUUCUUUGAGAGACUGAGUAAAGUAGACGACAUCUAUGAUUUUCUCCAGCAGCAGAGGACUUCAAGUUAACAGAGAUAGUGGGAUAAAAAAAACAAAAAAAUGAUCACCAGCAGCUGUCAUCACGGGGCCACGGAGGCUGGUGGGCCAAAGGCUCCACGCUGCUUCCAACUACAAGGACCACACUGCAAAAAAAAUGCCUGUCAUUAAAUCUCAUAUUCUUCCUCUUUAUUGCACAAGAAGGUAAAAAUAAAUCAUUCGGAGGGGUUUUAUACUUUCACACUGGAAAGUCCAUCAGGAAGUUUUGUUAGUAUAACACUGAAUAUGAGAUUCAAUGACCUCUGUAGAUUUUCUUUUGCAGUGCAGCUAGUGUGUUGUUGUUGUUGUUGUCGUAAUGUGACAGCAGUGACUUAUAUAAGUGUGAUGUAAACCUAGAUUGUGUGAACGGUCGUUCAACGCCAUUGUACAAAUGAACCACAUCAGUAAUUGUCAUGUCAGUAUCAUGUAGCAUUCGAAGCUCUAACACAGAUCAUAGAGUCAUCGAAUACUUCCCCUUAAAUACCAUCGACUUCCUUUUGUUAGCCAAACACGGCUGAAUGUGUGUGUAGUCAAAGACAAUCAUUAACUCUAGGGAAAGUGUGUUGGUUGAAUAAUUCCUAUAACAUGUCGUGAUGCAUUUUAAUGAACAUUUUGGAUCUGCACUUAUCAUGUGUCUUUGGAAAAGUUUUGUCUGCUGGGGUGGAAUCAGACUCCAGAAGCAUGACAGCUCUCGUCUUUCAGAUUGGAAACAAACUGGAAUAGUAAUCAUGGGAAGCCAUAUCCAGUUGUGGAUUGAUUGUAGUCUUUAUUAACUACAUUACAGAUAAUAGAUCUAAUCACUAAACUCUGUCAUACUGGACUCUCUAUUUUUUUUUAAUGUGUUUUGACCCUUUUAUUUGUUGUCUUGUUUCCAGGUCAGGCACAACACAUCAUUAUCUUGUUUCUUUAAAAAUCAACCUCAUAUCUGCAAACUCCAACAAAACCUGAAUAAGAGAUAUAAGAAAUCCAGUCUGGAUCUUUGAGAGACUUCUUGUUUUAACCGAUUACUCCUGAACUGAAUUUUAAUAUACACAGAUUUGCACAUGGAAAAAAAGGUUGUACUUUAUUUUUGAAGUGUGUCAAAUCUGGAGUAAAGAAAUCAUUUUAUUUUGGUUUUAUAUUAAUCUUUAUUUAAAGUUUUAUCAGUGGAAUCAGCCACAGCGGUGAGCGGCUUGUCAGAAUUCAGUCUUCGUUCACAGGAGGACGGAGUUGCGUCCAUUCAAACUCCAAGGGAAACCUUCAGUAUUUCUAAACCUUUUUUUCUUUUUACAGAUUUUGGGUCUAAAUGACUUCAAUCAAUCAAUCAUUAUUUGUACGCCAAUUCAUAACAAGUGUUAUCUUGAGACGCUUCCUGUUGUCCACACUUCCUUGCCGCUGACUUGACAGUCUGAGCAGACCAUGCAUGAAUGAGGAACAAAAAGUAGAUUAUUGCUGCCGCCGGCCAUGGAGCAGGCUGCAAUGUUUUACUACUGAGAGGCUCAGAGUGUCUGAAUCAUUAUGGAAUAGAUUCAUACAAAAAAAAAAAAUUAAAUGAUUAAUUAAAGUAAGUUGCCGUUUUCAAAGCAGAAACUGCUUCUGCUUGGAAAGGGAUCAUAGGAGUCAUCUCUCACCUCUCUCUUUCCUGAAUAUUAUCCAUCUAUCUUACCCACAAAAGGCAAAAAUAGUCUCAAAUAAUCAUUACAAAUUAUCUUACUUUACCUAGGACAUGUAUCCUUAUUGCCUUUCUCAAUGCUGUCAGAUGCAUUUGAUGAUAUCUGGAGUUUUUCUGUGCCAAACACGAGCUGUUGUGGUGAAAGUACAGGCUGUCCUGUGGCUGCGUACGGAAGCAAUCUGCAGCAGCAACGCCUCAACAUGUUUUUACCUUUGAAUAUUUUAAAACACCUUUAUGAAAACAUAUUAUAUUAUCAUAUAUAGGCCUGGGAUUAAAAAUACUGGAGUUCCCCUUUAAACAUAUCUGAAAGCACACCUUGAUGAAUUCAAUCAUGACAGGUUUUUUCCUCGUUGGAUCCUUUAGUGGAGUUCGGAUGUAACAUGCUUAUUAACCUGUUUAUCCAGUUUCAUGGGGGAGACUUGAAGCAGACAUCUUUAGUGUGUCUCUCUGUAUGUGUGUGUGUGGGGGUUUCAGCGUGAUUGUACCUGUGUGAGUAUUGACAUUGUUUAAUAUUUUAAAAACAAGAUACGUGAAAACCAUAACCUGUCUUUAAAUAAUGAUUUAACUUUUCUUUUUUUACUGAAUGCAACACGAGUAUUAACGUUGUGACUCGAGUUAAGAAACUGGUUCAAACGAGUGAGUUUUUAAAAUUGCUGCUGAUUAAUCAUUGAUUUAAAACAAAAACAAAAACUACACACAACUAGAGAUAUUUCUACCUUGUGUCAAUAAAGCAUGUUUUAUUGAAACAGA
Molecule: messenger RNA, 5531 nt
Organism: Labrus mixtus (cuckoo wrasse)
Lineage: Eukaryota; Metazoa; Chordata; Actinopteri; Labriformes; Labridae
Product: carboxy-terminal domain RNA polymerase II polypeptide A small phosphatase 1-like
Exons: 6
Coding region: 200-3124 (974 amino acids)
Molecular function (GO): RNA polymerase II CTD heptapeptide repeat phosphatase activity
Source: RefSeq, a predicted model, not a curated record